AUGGAGUGCCAAAUGAUGACUGAGCAUACUGCUUAUCCCGUCUUCUAUGAUGUGGAACCCACUGAAGUCCGCAACCAAAGUGGGGAAUUUGGAAAAGCUUUUGCUAAACAAGAAAAGAAAGAGGCUGYUGAAAAAUGGAGAGAGGCUCUAAAAGAAGCAGCCAAUCUUUCUGGGUUUGGAUUGAAGAACACUGUAGAUGGGCAUGAAGCUAAAUUUAUCCAAAAAAUUGUUGAAGAGAUCUCACAGGAGUUGCGAUCCAUCAAUUUUAGCGUCGAUGAAAAAUUAAUUGGCAUGGAGGCUCGAAUAAGGGAUGUUGUUUCAUCUUUAGAAACAAAUAUUGAUGACGUUCGAAUGAUAGGAAUCAAGGGGAUGGGAGGUGGUGGGAAGACAACUUUGGCGAGAGCUGUUUUUGAUCGAAUAUCCUUUGGGUUCGAAGGUAGCAGUUUUGUUGAGAAUGUUAGGGAAAAUUCAAAUCCGAAUUUAUCCCGUUUGAAGAAGUUACAGAAACAAGUUCCUUAA
This is a messenger RNA of Cynara cardunculus var. scolymus (artichoke), 519 nucleotides long. Its product is annotated as TMV resistance protein N-like. The transcript has 2 exons. The record is from RefSeq and is a predicted model, not a curated record. Bases 1 to 519 code for a protein of 172 amino acids. Gene Ontology annotation, biological process: signal transduction; defense response. Gene Ontology annotation, molecular function: ADP binding. Lineage: Eukaryota; Viridiplantae; Streptophyta; Magnoliopsida; Asterales; Asteraceae.